AUGACGGCCCCUCUGCGCAAUACCCAGCACGCCUCCGCCAUUGCUGCCAUCCAGGCCUCCCAAAGCACCGCGCCCGUCGCCGAGUUCCGCUGUCUCUUCACCCACGAUGUCCGCCGCAAGCAGAAGCGCUGGCAGGAUGGCUUCCUCAAGUUCCAUACCUUCAACAACCGUGUCAUGGUCUACGACCAGGCCCGCAACUUUCUCGGCGACACCUACUACAAGGACAGCGAUGAGCUGCACGAGGGCGACGAGCUGAACCUGAACAAUGGCGCUCUUGUCGAGGUUUCAGAGCCGGUGGGUGUCACGCACACGGAUCUGGCCGCUGUCCUGGGCAGGAAGGCCAAGGACCUGCCACCCGCUCCGAAUCCGCCUUCCCAGACAAAGCCCUACCAACGCCCAUUGUCAGUGGCCCCACCAACCGCGCAGAAGGCUGCCUCGCAACUGCGCCACAAAUCCCUCAAUACGCUGCUCGGGACGCCAAAGGGGCCCAUUGGCAAGGCACAGCCCAUAAAGUCACCAUACGACGCUCGCAAGGAAAAGGAAAAGGAAAAUGAGUUGGCUGGGGAGCGGGCUGCAAAGAGACAGAAGACGACUCAGGCGCCCGCAAGCUGGCGAGCGUCUAGUCCCGCACAGGAAGAGAAUGUCGAGCCAAAAGAAGCAUCGCCUAGACCAACAAAGGCUGUAGCUGCACGCAAAGCUCGACAGCCAGCGAAAUUCAUACCCCCUACGGCUACCGUCAUUACAAUAGAAGACGAACCCGAGCCCGAGCCUCACCCGGCCAUGUUCUCCGAUAUCACACUACCGGGUACGCCACCUCGAGUUACCGAUAAGAUAGAAGAGUCCAGGGCUGCUAAAACAAUUCUACCUCCUCAACCUCCUGUACAGACUCCAAGAAUUCCAAAGAGCAAGAUGCCGUUACCUGGUGUACGGGCUCUGGAGACACCCAGGCAGCCAGCUCCACCUUCCUCGCCUCCAGUGAGCGCCUCAAAUCGCUUGUCUAACAUCGAGUUUGCAUUGCAACCAGUUCAAGUACGACGCAAAGAACCGUCCCCACCACCACCGCCCUCGUCGCCUCCGGCUCGCAAGGCACGAUGCCUUCGACUGUCCACUGGAGUAAAGCGUGGGAAGUUGUUGUGCCAGGCUCUACCAGCAGAAAAUACAAAGGCCGAUAGUGGGUCUAGAGUAACUGGCACCAAGGUCAGGCGGGCAGCUUCCCGUACAGCGGAUGAGCAGUCAUUGCCUUUCAUUGCACAGGGAGACGAUGGUUCCAUCUCAGCCAAAAGACCGCCAAAGAACAAGCGAAUUCUGACAAAUGUGGAUCACGGCGCGACAAAGAGAGCAAGAGUCUCCAAGUCUCCAUCCCUACCGUCGCCCAGUCUCCAGGAAGAUCCAGAAAUCAUCCAUGGUCUUAUGGAUCAGCAGUUGUUAGUUGCUUCAUCACCUAUACGCCCUGGUUCAGCAUCUUCACGUGCCGUCGAUAGUAUCUCGGAAUCUAAACAUACUGCAGACAAAACGGCCAGCAACAUGACCGUUCAAACAAACACUCUUGAGCCUGUAGCUACUAAAUCGAAAAUAUCAUCCACUAAUGAGACAACUGCAAAAAGACCUACGAAAAAGGCACAGAAGCCCAAAGUGGCACCAAAGGUUCCGUCUCCUGUACCACCGGACCCAGUGAUCCCGGCAUCGAGAGACGUGUCUCCAGCACAUACGGAAGUUUCCGACGCACAAUCACGAACCUCAGCAACAUCUUCUCGCAAAGUACCGCUCUCCACGGGUGGCAUACUCAAGAAGACUGCUCCUCGUACCAAAAAGCCAUCAGCUUUGACAAGUCCCACGCAAAACGCUCUGCCGCUACCAGCUCAUGGUGAACCCGUGUUGCUCUCACCGCGCCCCUCACGAACCAACAAAAAAGCGCCUUUGAUGAGUACCACUGAGCUCGCUGGACUCCUUCAAAAGCCCAAGAACCUCGCCAAAGUACUCGCAGAUCCUAUUGAGGAUGGGGGAGAAACGAACCAAGCAGGCAAGUCGCCGAACCGUACCUUCCGACGUGUUCGAAGUGAGAACGAUGCACCAAUUCCUAGUAUCUCGGAAGAAUGGGAAAGGCUCAAUCUACCUAAGCCUAGCAGCCCCACUACAGAUACUGCCAAUGAGCCCACAGUGACGAGUACAGUUGCCGUAGAGAAGAAAAAGAAAAAGGAUAGCGGGCUAGGCGCACUUAUCAAGAAAACAGAUCCCCGACGUAAGUUCAAAAGAACGCAGAGUUUGCAAGUAGAUACAAAGGUGCCGCCGCCAGCUGCUGAGGAAGAAGUCGAGUUGCCGAGCCCUGUUGUGGAUUUGGAUGUUGGACCCUGGAGCACAGAAGCAGGCGAUCUUUUCGACUGGAGACCGCCGGGGGGGCAUUGA
This is a messenger RNA of Bipolaris victoriae FI3, 2403 nucleotides long. RefSeq lists its product as hypothetical. NCBI's taxonomy places the organism in Eukaryota, Fungi, Ascomycota, Dothideomycetes, Pleosporales, Pleosporaceae. The transcript has a single exon. Gene Ontology annotation, cellular component: site of double-strand break; nucleus. The coding region runs from base 1 to 2403 and encodes 800 amino acids. Gene Ontology annotation, biological process: double-strand break repair. The record is from RefSeq and is a predicted model, not a curated record.